CACUUCAUUCAAAACCAUUUCAGUAAGAGUACGGGCGGCAACAUCCUCAAGAUCACCAUGCACAUUAAAGCAAACUCCAGGAUCUAAAAUCUGUGGGUCUCACUGGGGUCUCCAGAACAAGCCCAGCUGCCUGCUCAGGAAAAAGGAACCAUUAGCGUGAAUGAAAUUAGUCCAAGGAGCUUCCAAGUUCAUAAGGACAAAGGAAGGUAAAGCUGAGACCAAGCAAGGACAUUUUUAGCACUGCGAGCAAAUAUACAUAUAAGAGUCUGGAGGGGGUCUGAUACUCAGUCAUCAAUGGCUAGAAUCCCAGCCUCUGUAGCACUAGCCAUAUGCCUGACUUGCUUUUUCUCAGGUGUCUGUGGUCAGACACCAAGAAACUUCAAGGACAGUACCAUACCAUUUGAGGUUCUUGGCCAGGAGCAGGCCUACAGUCUUGUUCAGUCAAGAUUAUUACAGGAUGCUACAGUCCCCUCCAACCAGUCAGAUGACUUUCCUGAGAAUGCCCAGCCACAGCCAGCACUGCCUCCUAUGUGUGUAAAGCCUGCUGAAAUCAGACACAUCUUCAAGUACAUCAAUACCAUUGUGUCCUGUACCAUCUUUAUGGUGGGCAUCAUUGGGAACUCUACACUGCUGAGGAUCAUUUACAAGAACAAAUGCAUGAGAAAUGGACCUAAUGUCCUCAUUGCUAGCUUGGCCUUGGGGGACCUUCUCUACAUCCUUAUAGCUCUUCCAAUCAAUGUAUACAAGCUCCUGGCAGAAGACUGGCCAUUUGGAGUGCAAGUGUGCAAGCUGGUCCCAUUCAUUCAGAAGGCCUCUGUGGGCAUCACUGUCCUCAGUCUCUGUGCACUCAGCAUAGACAGGUACAGAGCGGUGGCCUCUUGGAGCCGAAUCCGAGGGAUAGGAAUCCCCAUGUGGAAGGCAGUUGAGGUGAUGCUGAUCUGGGUUGUGGCUAUUGUCCUGGCUGUCCCUGAAGCCAUUGCCUUUGACAUGGUGGAGCUGAACUACCGUGAGCAGAUUCUCUGGGUCUGCAUGCUGUCCUCUGAACAGAAGUCCAGCUUCAUGAUGUUCUACCGAGAUGUGAAGGACUGGUGGCUUUUUGGCUUCUAUUUCUGCCUGCCUCUGGCAUGCACUGGUGUCUUCUACACUCUCAUGUCCUGUGAGAUGCUGAGCAAGAGAAAUGGCAUGAGAAUUGCCCUCAAUGACCACAUGAAACGGCGCCGGGAGGUCGCUAAGACGGUGUUCUGCCUAGUGGUGAUCUUCGCCCUCUGCUGGCUGCCUCUCCACCUCAGCAGGAUCCUAAAGAAGACUAUCUAUGAUCAGACAGACCCCAACCGAUGUGAGCUGCUGAGUUUCCUCCUGGUCAUGGAUUACUUUGGCAUCAACAUGGCCUCUCUGAACUCCUGCAUCAAUCCUGUGGCUCUCUACUUUGUCAGCAGGAAAUUCAAGAACUGCUUUCAGUCCUGUCUGUGCUGCUGGUGCCAGAGACCGACCCUAAGCAUCACACCAACGGAUGAUAAAGGGUCUGUUGGGAAGUGGAAAGCCAAUGGGCAGGAACUUGGUCUGGACCGGAGCAGCUCCCACUUGAGUAACAAGUACAGCUCUUCCUAGAGAUACAUAAAUCAAUGGGGAGAGAGGGAGAGGAUGAGAGACAGCACCGCAAGAGAUGAAAGGAGACGUCUAUCUCACUCGCAGUCAUUUCCUGGAUGGGUCUGAAUCAUUCACCUUCAUUUUACAGCUGCUGGAAACAGCAGGAGCUUCACUCCCCACCUUAACCCAACUCAGAGCUCAGCCAUAGCCUGGGCCAUAACUGCAACCCUAAACCUGCCUGUACUUUCAUUCAUUUAUGAUCUUUUCUGCACUCCUCUAAGGAUAAUUUGGUUUUUAAAUCCACAAAGAGAAAGAUGAGUGACCCUGGGACCACUGCUCUCCAGCUAUGGGGCAAGGGGUGCUGGGAUUGAUCUCACACUGAAACUGACAAGGGACAUCAGCAGGGGAAGGUGAAUUAUCAUUUCCAGAUUUGAUCCAUUUAAGAACCCAAAGCAAAACUGAUGCAGCUGCAUCACCAGCACUUCACCUUCCCCUCUUUGCUGCUGGGACACAAUUGCUAGAAAUGAAAUUCACACCGUGGCAAAGAGCCAGCACCAACCCUAGUUACCACUUAAGUUCUAUUGGAGCCCAUUGGAUUCACAUUUCCUGCUGGGUGUUUACUCAGGGGAUGAAUUUCACCCUUUGUGUCCAUACUGUAAUAAAGGCAAUGGCAUGUAUAUAAUAAAGCUUCUUAGGGGAUGUUAUAUUCAUAGUAGUAUCAGGGUUAAGAACCUGUUCUGUAUUUGAAAUUAUAGCUUAUACACACACACGUGUGUGUAGGCUAUAUAUAUAUGUAUAGAGCCUACUGUAGCUUCUACCCUCCCUUCUAUAGGGUAGCUUCUUUUCAUUGUAUCUUCUAUUGUGAGAGCUGAAGGAGCCAGCUAGGUCUGUUUUACAUUGGUGUUUGUAAAUGCAAGCAAGGGAAUGGCAACACUGGCUAGAAUUAGGGUGAGGCUAGGACCAGGCAAUGUCCUGAUUUCUUCAUCUAGUCUUCCACUCUAUCAGCUUUUCACUUAAGCCUGAUUUGCAUCACUAUACAGUGUCCCAGUCCUGGUCCUCUUUAGAACAGAAGCUAUCAGCUCUGGUGUUGUGCUGUGGACAGAUCUGUACUUGGAGCCAGGAAAUUCAUGGCAUGCAAUUUGUCAGUGAACUGUAGGGGGAAAGGAAUUGCUGAGCACCAUUGGUUCUGAGCAACACUCUGCCCAGGAACUUAGAUAAAAGGAGCACUCCACAGUGUAGACUCAUAAGGGACUAUUAGAUCAUCUAGACUGACAUCCUAUGUGACACAGGUCAGAGAAUUUCAUCCAGGUCCUUCUGCACUGAGCCCAGUAACUCAUAUUUAACUAAAACAUCUGAAGCUGAAGAUUUCAAGAGAUAGAAGAACCAUGAUUUGGAAGUUUCUUUCACUAGCAGGUCACCCUCAAGGACACAGUUCAGAGACUUCCCUAAGGACAAUGCAGAUUGGCUACUGAUGGCGAUUGUUAUUUCAUUUGAGUGGGCUCUUUCCCUUAUGUCCAUACUGAGGCAAGGCUCUACCCUGGGAUGAGGUGAUGCUAUACUGACAACUAUGCCAUUUCUGCAUUUUAUACAGAAAAACAUGAUCCAGGCCAUUUGUAAUGGCUGAGCCAGCCAUAGGUUCUCCAUGCUGCAGUCAGGGUUUGUAAAUCCAGUGUCCUAGACCAUAAUUCCAAGCAUGAUGGAAUUACGGAGGAAUAUUUGAGCUGCUUGAAAUAUGGUAUAUAGAAUUUUCCUAAAAUAUUCAACCUUUUAAAAUUAUUUUCAUUUUCACAGGUCUUAGAAAAGAUCAGCUGUCAGCAUAUAUAAUUUUCUUGAGAUACUAUGUGCAAUUUUUGGUUAUCACAUUUGGGAGAUUUUUUUUUAAAUGUAUUUUGCCAAACAAGGAAAGAGCAGCAAGGAAGGGAAAAAAAAAGGGAAAGCUAAAAAUUAAGACAGCUAAGAAGGUUUCCAGUUCUAGGAUUCACUGAAAAAGCCCUGAAAAUUUUACCAAGAGAAACUGCUUUAUAAAAAAAACAAACACUCCACUUUUUAAGUGAAAAAAGUUGACCAGACUAGUAAUUCCAGUCUGCAUGCCUCAACAUCCAAUAGAGCUGAUUCAAGAUGUUCUUUUCUUGUCCUCCUAAAAUCAGUUGCACAGCACUGCUGCUGGCUUCCAUGCCAGAGUGGUUUGUACUGGCAGAUGGUGGAACUCAGAUUCAUCAGACCUCAGAUGAUAGAAAGAUUUUAAAGCUGAAAUAUUCCAGGGUAGAUGACACUUUCUCAAUAGAAGUUAUUUUUUAAUCAUCCUUAUUUUUGUCAAGGUUCUGACAUCUCUUAUAGUUAUUCAUAGUUUGCAGGGGAACUGAGAUGAUCAUGUUGUAUAUAUGUACUGUAUAUAAACCCCAUUCUCUUCCUUCCCAUUCAUCCUGUGAUCUAACCUCCAACUGCUUUAAUCUGCAUAUACCCUGUCCUAGACUCUGGAAUCUGAAGUAGGGUUAAACUGAGCUCUCCAUUAAUGCCUAGUGGAUUACCUGGUGACUAUCUGUAGUUAGGGCAAGUCACCUUGUUCAGGACAUGGAGCAGAUAGGAAUUUCUAAUUGCAGGGAAUGAUGCAACUGGGACUAGAGAAGAGAGCAGGGGAAAGUUGAAGAAGAGGGAAGCACUGCAGAACCAGUGGCACAAGGGAAAUGUGCAGCUUUGUUCCUAUGGGAAAGGAAAGGAUGCAAGUGGCAUUUGACAAUUGUGGUGGCACUGGGGACAAGUGCAUGUGAUGCUGCAGGAAAGGCUGCUGGCCUUGAGGCCAGCAAAAAGCACCUCAAUAAACAAUCUGAAGCAGAAUGAACAAUAGAUACUCAACGGCACAGUUGCUCAGUGUGAGAACCCCAUUAGCGCGUGCAGGUACACACAGCUUGAUUUGCCUUCUUCCUGCCUAUAUGUUUCUUGACUCUUGCAGCAGUUCACAUCCUGAACCAUUUGCUGGCUGAUUUUCAGGCAUUUGUUUCCAAUCUGAUCCUGUGAUGCCAAGAUCACAGGGUUGUACUUAAGAACAAGUCACAUAAAAAAUUGGAGCUGGCAAGAGCCAGAAUCUUCCCUGGUGUGAAGAUCAUGGGAACAGCAGUCAGAAGGGAGGCUGCCUCUGACACAACAGCAUUGCAGAAUAUGGGAUGGAUGAAGGGGACAGUAAGUCACUUCAUAAAGAUGGUAACUAGGGCUAUUUCUCUUGAUCCAAGAGGGACUGAGACAUUAAAUGAGGACAAAGUGCUUAGUGCUUCAAAGGUAUGGGGUUGUGGAAAGGGUACGUGUGUUCUGGCUUGUGGAGCAUUUGCCAGUACAUAAGCUGAGGAAUGGCACCUUGGGCACAUCCCAGCUGAGAGUUGUGAUGAUGUCUGGAACAAAGAGGGGAGGCAAGAAAAAAAACACAGAUGAAGGAAGGGAGCUCAGUCUGUAAAUAGCUGUAAACUUGCCCCCUUCCUUUUAUGAAGCUGGCAGCAACAAUUUGGAAGAAACGUGCCUUAGCCUGACAGUACACAGGCAAAGUGUCCAGAGUCCAUCACUAACCCGUUAUGGAAAGGUACCUCAGACAAUACAACUUGAACUCCUCCCAACUUUAAAUAAAACAACCAAUUUCAGCUUGUGGUUCAGUUUCAUUUUAGGGCAACCCUUGCUGUGUCAUGCCCUAUGCGCUUGUAGGGCUAAGUAAAUUAAUGCAUGGCUCCCAUAAAUGUCAAUGGGAAUUGAGCAUCUAAAUCUCCUAGGCAGCUCUGAAAAUGUUAACAACAUUUGGGUGGGGUCAAAAUACAAAAUAGCCCAUACUUUCAAGAGCCGCUCCAUGCUUUUGGGGUACUGGAAAGAGCUGUCAACUGUUUGUUAUUCAGAACAGACAGAUUUCAGACGUAACAGAGGAACUGCAGAUAACUGUAUUUAACAGCCAGACACAGAGGGGAAACCAUUCCUAUUCCUUUUCAUCCUACAGGAGCACUUUUAAUCAUUUCCACAUUUGCAGUUGCACCCACAUCAACAUUUUCAUUUUAAAUGUUUCAAAACCAUCUCAGAACAACUUGUUAUAAAUAUUGCAACAAAUUGGCUACCAUGAGUUAAUUCCAGCUCUGCAUUCUGGUGCUCCAGCUGCAUGCUUGUUUAAUGAGGGCAUCAGUAUCCCCAAGUGCAGUUAUUCCCUUGCAUUCCACUGUAGCUCCCUCAGACUCCUGCUUCAAACACAACUAAUCUCAAAGUUCAGCCAAUAGUGCAUGGAAAAAAGUUACUGGACCCAGUAGGAUGCUCUAGCAUUUUAACCCGUCUUUAUCUCAGAUGGAUAUGGUUGUAAUUUCCCCAACUUUAAAUAGCACCUUUGGGCUUAAACUAAACCCAGAAAGAUUCAAGCUAAAAGGAAAAAUUUCAAGAAAGCUAUGAACAGGGAGUUAUAAUGGAAUCUGCUUUGCAGACUCAAGUCUUCAUUACUAGUGAAGUGCUAAUGCCAUGACAUAGCCACAUACUGUGAGAUCACAUUUCCAUUGACUCUCCAUCCGUUCUGGGAGGCACAUGGCAUCACUAAGAGAGCAAGUACCCUUUCUUCCGUUAGAAGGAAAUUCAGAAAAGACAAGGAGGGCCUUACAACCAAACAUAUGGCUCAAAAAGGGUCACUUCCAUGCAUCUCAAGAAAUCCUAGGAACUUAUCCAUCAGCUGCCAGGAGCCAACUGGGUUUCAGAUUAUUUAAACGACAAGGGUUUUGUUCUCUUGUCUGUUGUCUGUAGGACUUCUCAGCUGAGUAGUCAUGGGAUGAGCCUGUGUGUGAGUCAGUCCCUGUAUUUCACCCUCCAGGGAAACUGCCUUCCUGCUUGUUAAAAUACUUAUUUUUGUUAAGGUCUCCCUUUCAUUUGGGUUAGUGAACUUGGUGACCAGGAGAGACAAACAGUGCCAUCUUGAGGCAGAUGGGGACUGCAAAUUCCCUUACACAGCUCAGUUGAACACCGGCCAGGAACUAACCAGGCAGAGACUAUCAAACUCACCCCAGGUGUGCCCCAAACCCAAGAAGAAUCUCAGCAAUGUCAACAGGCAGCACUAUAGGCAGGAAAAAUGCCAAUAGCUUGCUAUGCCCUUCCAAGCCAACGGCUUGCCACAACCUUGCAUCACAUUGAAAUGGACAAGAUUAGCCUACUGCAGUGAAUAGGGAAAGAAAGGAAUCUUAUUAUGAAAACCAGGAAAACCACUGAUUUGUUGACCUAUCAUCUGUGAAAGCAAAGCACUGCCAACCCAUCACAGGGAUGAAGUGUGUCAAUUUGUAUUUGAAAGAAACAUUUUAUAACAGACCACAACAUUUUACGUCCCUCUUCUCUUCUGUAUGUUAAUAAAACAUAUUCAUGUUUGAAAGGAAA
Alligator mississippiensis (American alligator) is the source of this 6957-nucleotide messenger RNA. Its product is annotated as endothelin receptor type B. Lineage: Eukaryota; Metazoa; Chordata; Crocodylia; Alligatoridae. The transcript is spliced from 8 exons. The coding region runs from base 295 to 1608 and encodes 437 amino acids. Gene Ontology annotation, molecular function: endothelin receptor activity. Gene Ontology annotation, cellular component: membrane. Gene Ontology annotation, biological process: G protein-coupled receptor signaling pathway; enteric nervous system development; vasoconstriction. The record is from RefSeq and is a predicted model, not a curated record.